Messenger RNA from Effrenium voratum, 1362 nucleotides. Lineage: Eukaryota; Dinophyceae; Suessiales; Symbiodiniaceae. The record is from the annotation of a GenBank genome assembly.
CAGGGACCUGGGGAACAUCUCCAGCGGGUUCUCGCAUGGACCUCGCUUAUCUGCGCUACUUGGGCAUUUGCGCAGAUGAGCCGCUGGCAGAUGCCGAAGAAUUAGCUUCGCCGGACUCGCUGGCAUCGGAUGAGGUGCUCUUCGAAUCCGGCAACCUGCGAGUGCCGGAGAGGCUCUCCAAUGCCUUCUUCGAGGUGUCCUUCGCUUUGUGCUCGGUUGCGCCGCCCUGCUUUGACACCACUGUGGAGCCUGUCCUCCAGGGCGAAUGGCGCUUUCAGAUCUUGGGCCUCGACGUCCAGGCGGUGUCGGAUGUGCUCUCUGCCAUGGAAGUGCUGAAGGACUUGUCAAGGCGCGACUUCCUGGCGGGAGCUGCUCUUCCUGCCAUGUUCCGCGCCGUUCCCCCCGCUGCGGUGCUGUGCCGCAUCUUCGCGUUGGCGCAGGUUCACGGAUUCAACCUGGUCUUGCCGGGCCACGAGAGCUCGCAGGAGUUUGUGUGCUGCUACUUCGACGCCAUGUGCCUUGAGCUGGGGCUGAGACCCCAUCACUUCGCUGAGCUUUACGCCAUGUCGGAGGUGUUGCCCGGAGUCUUCAGCCUUCACACGGAGUCCCGGCUAGUCCUCGGCAGCUCCUUCCUGCGCUUUCAGGAGCAUUACGAGUGUUCCAACCCCCAGUUCCGCCACUGCAGUUUCCAGCUGGACGACUACAAGGUGUGGUUUCGCAAUAAGAGCCUCCUGGGCUUCAACUUCUACCUCCAGUGGCCGGGCUUCAAUGUACCUUCCUGGGUGCUGGACGCCAUGCGCAGCGGCAAGGUCGGCUUUCCUUUGCGGCCACAAGAGGAGGCCGUGCUGAGCACAGUGCCUCCAACUGCCCAGUACCUCAUUGGAAGCUGCGAGAAGGACCUCGAGGUGUUGCAUCACGAGAUGGCCCAUGGCCUCUACGCCACCAAUGAGACGUACCGUACCGCAGUGUUGCAGCAGCUGCGGCGGCUGCCUCCCAAGCGCACCGAGGCCUCCAAGCGACAGCUCUUAAAAAUGGGCUAUGUAGAUGACAUUCAGAUCUUGGAAGAUGAGAUGCAGGCCUACAUGGUGGAAGGCAAAAUGCUGUACGAGGAGGAUGAGUUGGAGUGUAGCACAGCGGUGGAAGUGAUGGCCGCGAUCCAUGCGACCUUUCGGUUGUUUAGCAAGGCUGCCGCUUGCCCCUCGUGGUGACGUGCACAGUGAUGGCAGCCUUGGCCCUGGCCACUAGGGUGGAAAACCGACUGGACUGCACGGAAGUGAGCUCACCCUGGCUUUGUUGGGGGCAUUUCCCGUUGUGCUUGGUCCCAGGAUGGUAUCUCCCGAUUUCAAAGGCAGGUUUGGCAAG